Messenger RNA from Cylicostephanus goldi, 441 nucleotides. The record is from the annotation of a GenBank genome assembly. Lineage: Eukaryota; Metazoa; Nematoda; Chromadorea; Rhabditida; Strongylidae.
AUGUCAUUACGCCUUUUGAUUGAUACCAACCUAUUUACCCUUCUUUCUACAUCAAACAGCCACCAGAAAGUCAAAAUACUUGAUUCUGGUGCCCAGAACCUGCUUCAGAAGCCAUUAUAUCUUGACAAUCUAAUGUUUAUCAACGAAUGUGCAGUCCUAUUCGGUGCUCGAUAUGGCUUAUCCCAAAACAGCGAACUAUUCAUUCUGCUGGCUGCUCUGCUCUCAGCUGCACUAGUGCUGUCAAUUCUGCUGCUCUGCUUGUACUUCUUCCGAGAACGGCAAUAUAAAGGCUCUUAUGUCACCCGGGAGCAUUCCCGGACGCCAUUGACAAUGACAAAUCAUAUCAGUUGCUCGUCAAGUACGAGUGCAGCCAGCGAACCGUUGACUCCGCCAAUGCCACCACCACCGCCAAAGGCAACGGCUGCUUAUUUUGGGAUAUAG